AUGAUACAAUUUGGAAUAAUUAGUAGAAAGUUUUCAAGUUCCUCCACAGUCCAAAGUGCCAUAAAAAAUGUAACUAUUAUUGGAGGUGGUCUUAUGGGAUCUGGAAUUGCACAGGUGACUGCUCAGGCUGGACAAGAUGUAACAUUAGUGGAUGUGAAUUCUGAUGUUCUUGCAAAAUCACAGAAAUCCAUCAGUAACAGCUUAAUCAAAAUUUCUAAAAAGAUUCACAAAGACAACCCUCAGGAAGCUGAAAAAUUUGCAAAAGAGGCUUUUGCUCGCAUUAAGACAUCUACAGAUCCAGUCAGUGCUGUUAAAGAAACUGAUUUAGUUAUUGAAGCAAUUGUUGAAAACCUUGAAGUAAAACAUUCCCUCUUUCAAAAACUUGAUAAUGCAGCACCUGCCCACACAAUAUUUGCUUCAAACACAUCAUCACUUUCUAUUAAUGAAAUUGCAUCUGUUGUGAAGAGGAAAGAUAAGUUUGGUGGUCUUCAUUUUUUUAACCCUGUGCCCAUAAUGCGUCUCCUAGAAGUAGUGCGUGGUAUGGACACAACAGACAUCACCUUCAGUACUAUGAUGGAAUGGGGCAAGUCUGUUGGCAAGACUUGUGUGUCGUGUAAGGACACACCCGGCUUUAUUGUGAACAGACUGCUAGUUCCCUACAUUGCUGAGGCCAUAAGGUUGUUAGAAAGAGGUGAUGCUUCUGCACGAGACAUUGACAUAGCAAUGAAACUGGGUGCAGCAUACCCAAUGGGCCCCAUGGAAUUAGCAGACUAUGUUGGACUUGAUACAACCAAGUUCAUACUUGAUGGGUGGUCCAAGAAAUACCCUGAUCAACCACUAUUCCGUCCUAUUCCUACCCUUAAUAAAUUAGUUGCUGAAGGAAAGCUCGGUGUUAAGAGUGGUGAGGGAUUCUAUAAGUAUGAAAAGAAAUAA
Messenger RNA from Pieris macdunnoughi, 933 nucleotides. Lineage: Eukaryota; Metazoa; Arthropoda; Insecta; Lepidoptera; Pieridae. The record is from the annotation of a GenBank genome assembly.